AUGAGAUAUAGGGGUGGAAGUGGAGGGAAUUUGAUGGAGCCAAGUACAAGUCGCGGUGCGGUGCGAGAAACUGUACAACGAGAAAGACCCCUCGGAAAGGAGAAGGGGGAGUGGGCUUUAGCGUUGGGGACAACUCGUUCGGUUCGAUCCAGUUACGUAAACAGUCACGUGAUUUGUCUGGAGAGACGUGGGUGGAUUGACCUAUGCUCUGAUGUUACUCAUCUCCUCCUAGUUAUAUAUUGCAGCUUAGGGUCAGUUAAGGCAGCCAUUGGUUUGUACAAAGGGAAGGUUCUUGAAGGAAAUUCUGCACUGAAUAAACCCUCAGUUAUGAAGUCUGUAGAGAAGCCACAUCCAAGGACCAGCCAACUUCACAUAGCAAGAAGGGACAUGGGGCGACUCGGUGAGAGCAGGAAAGUUGCAGAAGCAGAAAAAGCCCAAGCAGAAUCUGAGCUUUUGGACGCGAAAAAGACGGUGAAGGAGCUAUCUUCAAGGAUAGAAGAGUUGAAUUCAAGAUCAAGUGUCCGGAAUCAAGACUUGGAGAAACUGAACACGGGAAAAAGAGGAGGAAGUUGGGGGAUGGCGCUUCGCAACCCUCGGAGUAAUCAGUAUUCCCAAGUAAUGACAGAGUUGGGGUAUGCCAAAGAAGAGCUGAUUAAGCUUAAACAAGAUAUGGCUUCUAUCAUGGAAGAAAAAAGAAGAGCAGAGCAAGAAAUAGAAACCUCUAGUUUGAAAAUGCAAUCUUUUUCAAGCAAAGUAGAAGCAUUAAGAAGGGAGGUUGAGGAACUUGAUGAAGAGAUCGUGCUAGUUGAGCUAGCUCGAAUAGAAGCCAUUAAAGAAUUCAGAGCAAUUGAAGCUCAAAGAAGGGAAGACGCAGAAAAACAUUCUGCAGCAAUGUUGGAGAACAGGAAGAAAAUAGAUGACAUGGUCCAAGAAAUUCAGAUAUCAGAGGAGCUACAAGAAAAACUGGCCUCGACAACAUCAGAUGUCCAAGUUUUGCAAAGUGAACUGAAGCAAGUUAAGGAAAUGGACAAGUCGAUUCAGAAAAACAAGAGCUUGAAGGUCGGAUCUAAUUUCCUGGAAAAAGACACAUGCUUGUUGCAGUCAUUGAAAGAAGACUUGGAGACAGCAAAGAAUGAAUUAGCUUCCAUUAAAAGAGACAGCUUCCAGUUCAUGUCUUCAAUGGACGAAGUGAGGGAUGAGCUCAAACGCAUCUCUGAGGAAUCAGCUCGAAUAAAGAAAAAGGGAAACAAGGCAGACUUGACAAUUCAGAACCUCAACACGAAGCUUCUGAAGGCAAAAGCCAAACUGGAAGCUGCAUCAGAGAAUGAAGGAAAAGCAAGCUCUAUUGCUUCAAGUUUAUUGCUCAGUCUUGAACAAUUGACAAAUGAAGUUGAAGAAGCUGAGAAUGAAAGGGUGACUGCCAUUGAGGAAGCUGCAAAAGUCAAGGAAGAAAUUCAGAAAACACAAUCUGAAACGGUCUUGGCUGAGGAAAGAUGGGAAGCUGCAAUGCAGGAGCUUGAAAACGUCAAAUUAUCAGAAGCUACCGCCAUGAACAACCUAAAAAGACUUGUUGAUAUUACUAUGAAAAGUAGAGCAUCCGCUUCCACCUCCACGAUAACUAUUUCAAGAUUUGAGUAUGAGUACUUAAAAGGACGUGCAGCACAGGCAGUUGACGUUGCUGAUAAAAAAGUGGCAGCAGCUCAAGCUUGGACAAAAGCUUUGCAAGCAAGUAAAAAGGAGAUCUCAAUGAAGACAGAGGUCGUCAGAAAGGAAAUCCAAGAGCUUAAGAUGGAAGAAGAGCAAAAAGGCCUGAGAAUGGAACAUUCACCUUCCGUAAAGACAUUGGUCGAUAUGCAGCUGCAGAAAUGGGAGGAGAUAAAUGAAAAGAACCAGGAACAAUCUCAGAAAGGUUUACGUGCAAAAUCCACCUCAAUAAGACGAGUUAAGUUCAGAAAGUCAUCAUCUCCUGCAUCUAGAGCAGCUUCCUUCGCAGCUAGGAGAAGAAGAAAGGUAAUUCCAAACAUAGCUAAGUUAUUUAAUAGCAACAGCAACGAUGAGAACCUGUAAGCUAUAUUAUUGCAGCUCCAAAUACUUGCCAAAGUUUUCUGAUGCAAGACAUUUUUCUCACUAAAUCCUAGUGUUGUUAGUCUCUGUAUGUUUUCUCUGAUGGAUGGCUUGUUCGUCCUGAUUCUGUAUAGUUAGAACAUCCCCAAUUUUAUUUGUUUUACUUUGUCCCCAUUAUUUGGAAAGGUCCGUCCAACAGAUACAAUAUUUGGUGA
Molecule: messenger RNA, 2279 nt
Organism: Capsicum annuum
Lineage: Eukaryota; Viridiplantae; Streptophyta; Magnoliopsida; Solanales; Solanaceae
Product: protein PLASTID MOVEMENT IMPAIRED 2
Exons: 3
Coding region: 1-2067 (688 amino acids)
Source: RefSeq, a predicted model, not a curated record